GCGGCGCGUCGUCGCCCUGCGUGUUCUGUGAACCCUAGUGCUGUGACGUGAGAGUGGAUUUGGUGACCCGGAUUCGAGAUUGUGUUGUGCUUGAGUGAGAUCUGUGAGUGACAUUUUUAUGGUACGCGUAUGCAACAGUUUUCGCCAAGUAGAGCAGAAAAUAUCGGGCCAGAUGUGAAAACAACAACGAUGGUGACACCACACCGCUCCGAGUCAAGCGCGAGCGAGUGAUAGCGACGAUGUCGCACGCGAUAGGUUGAGGGAACAACCAAGAUGGCGGUCGCCGAACUGAUAGGCUACUUGGCGGUCGCGAUCUGUGUCACGUGUCCGGAAUAUGUGCUAUCAGCACAGCGGGAGACGGGCAAGAGCCUGGCCAACGCGACGGCUCCACCGGCCGCUGACAACGUCAUCCGCGCCGCCACCGCGGAGCCCAAGCCCACGCCGCGCUCCGGGCCGUACUUCGACCUGGCCGCCUCCAAGAAUGUCACCGCGCUGCUCGGCAAGACGGCCUACCUCAACUGCCGGGUCAAGAACUUGGGGAAUAAAACUCUGAACAUGCAGGUGUCAUGGGUGAGACACAGAGACAUACACCUGCUGACAGUUGGCCGGUACACCUACACGAGUGACCAGCGAUUCAGGGCUAUACACCAGGCCCACUCGGAAGACUGGACGUUGCAGAUAAAAUACCCGCAACAUAGAGAUUCGGGUAUCUACGAAUGCCAAAUAUCAACUACGCCUCAUAUGAGCCAUUUUAUACACUUAAGUGUCGUUGAGCCAACGACUGAAAUAAUCGGAGGGCCCGACCUGUACAUAGACCGGGGCAGCACGAUCAACCUGACAUGCGUGGUGCUCUACUCGCCCGAGCCGCCUGCUUACAUAUUCUGGAAUCACAACGAUGCGAUAAUAAGCUACGAUUCACCACGAGGGGGUGUAUCAGUGGUGACAGAGAAGGGCGAGACGACAACAUCUUUCCUUCUCAUCCAACAAGCCAGACCAUCCGACUCGGGGACCUACCAGUGCAACCCAAGCAAUGCCCAGUCCAAAAGCAUUGUAGUGCACGUCUUAAACGAAGCAAAUUCGAUUUUUCCUUUAUCAGGUGAGUAUCCGGCCGCAAUGCAAAGGGGCGGCCAAGCGUUCGCGCCCACUUCCGCUACCCACUGCAUCGUGUUGGCUAUCAACCUGUUCAUCGCACUUUCUUGACAUCUGAAACUGGAUUUAGUACUGUAAAUAUAUACUACUUCGCUGCUUUAAUUGAUAUUUGUCAAAGGGUCUACGUUUAUUUUAUCGUCUCCUACACUUCCCCUCCGAAACGAAUAUCAAUAUUAGCAGCCGAACUACCACCGCUAUUUUAUAGUACCGGUUGUGUUAUAUAAAAUAUAAGUCUCUAAGCGGAUAGAAAUGCUUAUCUAGUAUAGAAUUGUAUAUAACGUAAAAUAAGAUAUAUUUAUAUUGGUUUUUAAAGAUUAGCAGUAGCCAGCUCUAAAUAUGUUUUCCUAGAACCGAUUCAGAUGUAGAUAGGAUGUUAAAAGUUAAACGAAAAAUCGAGUUAAUUUAUCUAAAAGCUUAUUGAAUUUGAACAUCUUAAAAGUUAGAACGAAAAUGUUGAUGUUUAAAGGAAACAGGAAUGAUAUAACAGCUGACAAUACUAAAAUAAAACCAAGUGUAGAAUACAAAGGUGUACAUAUAAACAUAUAAGAGUAAAGUUAUACGAAUCACUCUAUCUCUAAAUCUAAGUUAUGUAAAUUGUAAGUAAUGUAUUAGAAUAAUUAUUAUGUGGUUUAGUAGAACGAUGUAAAUAUUGUACCGAGACUAACACAGGUUUUAAUGUACGCUUUCAUUCGAUUUGACUUUUUAAUAUUUAUAUUGCUCUGUAUAAGUUGUA
Molecule: messenger RNA, 1882 nt
Organism: Aricia agestis (brown argus)
Lineage: Eukaryota; Metazoa; Arthropoda; Insecta; Lepidoptera; Lycaenidae
Product: lachesin-like
Exons: 9
Coding region: 274-1200 (308 amino acids)
Biological process (GO): synapse organization
Cellular component (GO): neuron projection membrane
Source: RefSeq, a predicted model, not a curated record